Lolium perenne is the source of this 684-nucleotide messenger RNA. Lineage: Eukaryota; Viridiplantae; Streptophyta; Magnoliopsida; Poales; Poaceae. The record is from RefSeq and is a predicted model, not a curated record.
AUGCCGGGCUCGGCUGUGAAGACCAUACCCCUCACUUGGCCGUUCGCCGUCUGGGGCCUGGACAUGGUGGGAAAAUUCAAAAUAGCCCCCGGCGGGUACACCCACCUCCUAGUUGCGGUGGACAACAUCAUAACCGACAGCGGCACAAAUUUCGCCAAAGGGGAGAUGGUUGACUUCUGUGAAGACAAAGGCAUCCGACUCGACCUCGCGUCAGUCGCGCACCCCGAGUCGAAUGGGCAGGCGGAAAGAGCGAACCAGAGCAUCCUCCAUGGAAUCAAAUCACGACUGAUGGUGCCCCUGGAGCGCGUAGCCGGAUGCUGCGCAGAAGAACUCCCCUCCGUGCUAUGGGCCAUUCGCACAACGCCAAACAGGUCGACCGGCUUCACGCCUUUCUUCCUAGUGUACGGCGCCGAAGCAGUCAUGCCCACGGACAUUGCUUACGACUCGCCACGGGUCACCAACUACGCCGAAGAUGAAAAUGAACGCGCUCGCCAUGAUUACAUCGACCUCCUCAACGAGGCCAGGGACCUCGCACUCUCCACAACAGCCAUCUAUCAGCAAGGCCUCCGCCGCUACCACAGUCGCCGCGUCCGCGGUCGCUCCUUCCAAGUCUGCAAGCCCUCCACCUACUUGGACGGCCCUGGGUUCUCCUCCACCACCGGCUCAGCACCACCAUCGCCAUGA